GGCGCUUGCGCACGCGCAGUGGUGUGCGGGAGCCGAGCCGGGCCUGCGCGCGCCUCGCCUGGCUGAGGGGCUGCGGUUGCUUGGCGGCCUUCGCCACUCAGUGUCGCAAACCGCGCCCUCAUGGCGUCGAGCGUGCCCACCUACCCCGCCUGGGUGGUCCGCCUGGCUCAGCACAAGAAGCGGGGGGGCAAGCCGCCGCCGUUGAGGCCCCCCCGGCCCUUGGUGCUGGCCGACCGCGUCUCCAACCGGCGCAGGAGCCUGGGAGAGGCCACCUGCGUCACGGAGAUGUCUCUGAUGAUGGCCUGCUGGAAGCAGAACGAGUUCAACUCCUCAAGUUGUAGCGGGGAGAUCCAGGCCUUCCUUGACUGCGCAUCAAAAGCAGAAGCGGAACACAAGGCGAAAGUCCUUCAGGAGUCCCUGGAUCGAUCAGGAACCCUCGGCACAAAACAAGUCAACAGACUUCUACAACGAUUUCCCAACAUUACUCGCUAUUAUUAAAGGAAGACUUGUUUCUGCAAAAGUCUGGUCGUCUGUGGCUGGCAUCGGACCACAUGUGCAGGUUCCCUGUUUGGAUGCCUUUUUGUUGGCGGCUGAUGAGGUCUGUGCUGUCUUGCUGAGGGUUUCGGCUGAGCACUUCCCGUUGGAGAGGGAGAGGAACCCCAGCUGCUGAAGGGAGACAUGUCCUCUAACAGGAAACUUCCUCUGUGUGUCAAGUAGAAGAACGCUUUCUUGAACCGUGGCUCAAAUCAACACUACGUGUGAGCCUUGUGUGAAAGUGUCUUCUAAUUAAAUGUAUAGUUGGAUCUGUUGCAA
Messenger RNA from Gekko japonicus, 813 nucleotides. RefSeq names its product coiled-coil-helix-coiled-coil-helix domain containing 1 (gene CHCHD1). Lineage: Eukaryota; Metazoa; Chordata; Lepidosauria; Squamata; Gekkonidae. The transcript has 3 exons. Gene Ontology annotation, cellular component: mitochondrion; nucleoplasm; mitochondrial ribosome. Gene Ontology annotation, molecular function: RNA binding. The record is from RefSeq and is a predicted model, not a curated record. The coding region runs from base 121 to 498 and encodes 125 amino acids. Gene Ontology annotation, biological process: mitochondrial translation.